This is a messenger RNA of Zea mays, 1422 nucleotides long. RefSeq lists its product as uncharacterized. Bases 97 to 1083 code for a protein of 328 amino acids. The record is from RefSeq and is marked predicted. The transcript is spliced from 2 exons. Gene Ontology annotation, molecular function: nucleic acid binding; zinc ion binding. Lineage: Eukaryota; Viridiplantae; Streptophyta; Magnoliopsida; Poales; Poaceae.
AUGUCACCCACCCGCAACAAGUGCGUCCUAACCGCCAUCUGAGCGCGUUCUUGUCCACCCUAACCUGGUGCCUCUCACGGCCGCAUUCGCACCGCGAUGAACUACGCCGCAGCCGCCACUAACGCCCCCGCGGCGGCGCCCGCGGCAGCGCCGGCGUCGGGCACAGAACACGCCCACUACCCGUAUUACGCUGGCUAUUCUUAUCCCUACGGCGCCUAUCACCAACCUGCCCCGCCCACGUACUCCUCCGCCGUGGCCGCCGCCUCGUCAUCCUACUACUACCCCGUCCCUGCCGCCGCGUCGUCCACCGCCGCGCAGUACGACCCCUAUUCGGGUUACCAGCACUACAGUCACCCGGAGGGAGGAGGCUCGGCGGGGGCUGGCCUGGUGGGCUGCUACAGCACCGUCGGCGAGGCGUUGCAGCAGGCCGCGGUAGCAUCGACGACGCAGGCUGCUCUGGAGGCGACCACAAAGGAGGCGGGGAAGCAAUUCGGUUUCGAUCCCCAGAGCUACGCUCAGGCAGCAGUUGCCAGAGCCUCCAAUGGAAUUACACAACCAGCUGCAGCCCCAGGCUUGCACCAUGCCCAGUGGAAUGCUCAUUUUGGGUAUCCUGUGCCGAAAUAUGUCUUGAGGAAACAAAUGAAGAAAAAGCCGAAGACUGUGCAACCAGCGCCAUGUGAGGUGUGCAAGAUUCAGUGUGAUACACUAGAAGUUCUCCUGAUCCAUAAGCAGGGAAAGAAGCACAAGAAAAAUUUGGAGAAAUUACAAGACUCAAUCACCCGUAAACCAAUUAUAAAGCCCCCAAGCAAUGUCAUCGGUCCAAGUAUGCCACCUGUUGCUGUAUCCAACUGUGUGGUGCCCUCUGUACAGCCGAAGAAGAAGAGCAGCUCAGCAGCAACCCGGGAAGAUCUGGAGGUGAAGAAGAGGCGAGUCCUUGAGGCUGGAGCAGCGCAGGGCGAAGUAAAAAUCUGCCAAGUGUGCAAUGUUGUAGUGAACAGCCAAAAAGUGUACGAGUUCCAUAUUGCGGGGCAGAAGCACCAGGCCUUGGUACGUAAGCAGCAACCGCUACGUUUUGUCACAUGAUGCAGAGCCAUUUUGCUCGUCGUCUUUCGUCUGGCCUCAUGCUUGUCCGGAAGUUCCUCUGGAACGAGAACUCACAACAUUCGUAUCUUCAACUUUGUUAGCACAUUUCCUCGUUUAGUGCUCGUGCUCCUGUACUACUGGUAGCGUGCCAAAAGGUUAACAGGUUUUCAUUGGACUUUUGCCUGCUGGUCAUAAUUCUGAGUGCUGAAACUGAAGACUAUAUUGUAUGUCGCAAGUUCUUUAUCAGCAUGGUUUGGUUGUAUCUAGUAAAAAAUCAUGGUUGGAUUGUAGAUCGUCAAAGUUUGCUGUUGCUAUAAAGCACUCCUUCCAUUCUAAAUU